UCAGCAGGGCACCCGUCCUCGCCACCUGUGGUGGACACCGUGCAUGGCAAAGUCCUGGGGAAGUAUGUCAGCUUAGAAGGAUUUGCAAAGCCCGUGGCUGUUUUCCUGGGAAUCCCUUUUGCCAAGCCCCCCCUUGGAUCCCUGAGAUUCGCUCCGCCGCAGCCUGCGGAGCCCUGGAACUUUGUGAAGAAUACCACCUCUUACCCUCCUAUGUGCUCCCAAGAUACAGCGACAGGACAGAUGAUCUCGGAAAUCGUUACCGUCAGAAAGGAGAGCAUUCCCCUCAAGUUUUCUGAAGACUGUCUUUACCUAAAUAUUUACACCCCCGCUGACUUGACCAGGAAAAGCAGGCUGCCGGUAAUGGUGUGGAUCCAUGGAGGUGGUCUGCUGAGUGGCGGGGCAUCAACGUACGAUGGACUAGUCCUGUCUACCCAUGAAGAUGUGGUGGUGGUGACCAUUCAGUAUCGCCUGGGGAUCUGGGGAUUCUUCAGCACUGGAGAUGAGCACAGCCGGGGUAACUGGGGUCACUUGGACCAGGUGUCUGCACUGCGCUGGGUCCAGGAGAACAUUGCCAACUUUGGAGGGAACCCGGGCUCAGUGACCAUCUUUGGAGAGUCUGCAGGAGGUGAAAGUGUCUCUGUUCUUGUUUUAUCUCCUCUGGCCAAGAACCUCUUCCACCGGGCCAUUUCUGAGAGUGGCGUGGCCCUUACUGAUCCUCUGUUCAAGAAUGAAAGCAGGUCUGCAGCCGAGAAAAUUGCUAUCUUGGCUGGGUGUAAAACCACCACCUCUGCUGUCAUGGUUCACUGCCUGCGCCAGAAGACAGAAGAGGAACUCUUGGAGACGUCGCUGAAGAUGAAAUUCUUCACUCUUGAUUUUCUUGGAGACCCCAGAGAGAGCUAUCCCUUCCUGCCCAGUGUGGUUGAUGGAGUGGUGUUGCCCAAGACACCUGAAGAGAUUAUGGCUGAAAAGAAAUUCAACGCAGUCCCCUACAUCGUCGGAAUCAACAAGCAAGAAUUUGGCUGGGUUCUUCCAACACUAAUGGGCUACCCACUCUCAGAAGGUAAACUGGACCAGAAGACCGCCAAGUCGCUGUUGUGGAAGUCCUACCCCCUUGUUGCCAUCCCUGAAGAACUGACUCCGGUGAUCACUGAGAAGUAUUUAGGUGGGACAGAUGACCCUGUCAAAAAGAAAGAUCUCUUCCUGGAAAUGCUUGGAGAUGCACUAUUUAAUGUCCCAUCUGUGAUUGUGGCAUGUCAUCACAGGGAUGCCGGAGCCCCCACGUACAUGUACGAGUUUCAGCAUCGUCCAAGCUUUUCAUCAGAGAUGAAACCCAAGACGGUGAUAGGAGACCACGGGGAUGAGCUCUUCUCCGUCUUCGGGACUCCGUUUUUAAAAGAGGGUGCCACAGAAGAGGAGGUCAAACUCAGCAAGAUGGUGAUGAAAUUGUGGGCCAACUUUGCUCGGAAUGGGAACCCCAACGGAGAAGGGCUGCCCCAUUGGCCAGCAUAUGACGAGAAGGAAGGGUACCUGCAGAUUGGCAUCACCACUAAGGCAGCCCAGAAGCUGAAAGACAAGGAGGUGGCUUUCUGGACUGAGGUCCUGGCCAAAAAGGCAGCAGAUAAGCCACCGCAGGCAGAGCACAUUGAGCUAUGA
Messenger RNA from Trichechus manatus latirostris (Florida manatee), 1653 nucleotides. Its product is annotated as liver carboxylesterase 1. The record is from RefSeq and is a predicted model, not a curated record. Lineage: Eukaryota; Metazoa; Chordata; Mammalia; Sirenia; Trichechidae. Gene Ontology annotation, molecular function: carboxylic ester hydrolase activity. Gene Ontology annotation, biological process: lipid catabolic process. The annotation marks the transcript as partial. The transcript is spliced from 13 exons. Gene Ontology annotation, cellular component: lipid droplet; endoplasmic reticulum.